Aureobasidium subglaciale EXF-2481 is the source of this 1878-nucleotide messenger RNA. RefSeq lists its product as uncharacterized. The transcript is spliced from 2 exons. The coding region runs from base 1 to 1878 and encodes 625 amino acids. The record is from RefSeq and is a predicted model, not a curated record. Lineage: Eukaryota; Fungi; Ascomycota; Dothideomycetes; Dothideales; Saccotheciaceae.
AUGAAAGGACUAGAAGCUCUGGUAUUUGCCAGUAUAUUUCACAGAUACGCGCUAGCCCUCGAUGUGGAAGCCGAGACAUACUUCGACCCUGAGGAUGGUGAAGCAUGGGAGUUGAACUAUGGUUACUAUCCAUACCGCUCGUAUCAAACCACGGAUCUCGUCUCGCCACAGUUCAGAACUUUGGUAGACUCGCCAGAGUGUCAUGAUGAUCGACAUACUUUCUUUACUCCUCGAGGAUUCUCCGUCUCAGCGCCUGGACCCAUGAUCGUGGAUAGCCAUGGCGAGCUCGUUUGGGCAAAAAGCACAGAAGGUCAGGCCUACGACUUGACCGUACAGGAAUACAAGGGCGAACAGUAUUUGACCUACUGGGUCGGGGAUGAUCGAGUGAGGGGCCACGGUGCUGGGGACUACUACAUGCUAAACGCGGGCUAUCAAGAAGUACACAAGAUCUCGGCUCUCAAUGGUCUGGCUGCCGACCUCCACGAACUGGUGAUCACACCUCAAGGCACGGCACUUCUCACUGUCUACGAAGUCUACCCCCGCGACUUGAGCGAGCUACGCAAGUUUGAAGAAUGGGAAGAAGAUCCACACUACAUCUGGGACAGUCUCUUCCAAGAGAUCGACAUCGAGACUAACGAACUCUUGUUUCAAUGGCGUGCGUCGGAUCAUUACGCCAUCAGCGAGACCUUCAAGCCGAUUGGUGAUGCUGGUACUCGAAACGAUCCUUUUGACUGGUACCACAUCAAUUCAGUGGAGAAAGAUGAAUUUGACAACUACCUCGUCUCCGCUCGCUACACACAUACUGUGACUUAUAUCAACGGCACUUCUGGCGACAUUAUCUGGAUCCUGGGAGGUAAGCGCAACAUGUUCCAAGACCUCGACGGUGGCUCUGCUACCAAUUUCGCCUGGCAGCACGACGCUCGACUACAUACGAAGGCCGAUUUUCCUGAACUCUUCCGGGAGGAUCUAGCGCUGUUCGGUGACAGUAAAGAGAACGGCGGUCUUACAACGCAGCUCGUUACUCUGUUCGACAACAGCGCUGAGGAUGUUGAACAUACACUCGACUCCUCUCGAGGAUUGUUACUUGAGGUUACGUACCCAUCUGUCUCACGUCAGAACUCUCGUUCGAAUGAUGCUCAGGCUGGAGAGGACAAAUACUCGGCGAAAGUCGUUAGAGCCUACAAUCACCCUCAAGGUCCACUAUCGACUAGUCAAGGCUCACUACAAGUCCUUCCUUCUGAGGACGAAUCCAAAGACGCCAAGAUUUUUGUCGGUUAUGGUUACAAUGCCCUCUUCUCCGAGUUCAGUGCAGACGGCACUUUGCUAUGCGACAAUCACUUUGCAACCAAUUACUCUUGGGGAAGAGGCGAAGUUCAGUCAUAUCGCGCAUUUAAGUUUCCCUGGGUCGGCCGUCCUGUUGAGCCGCCUACUGCUGUGUUGUCAACUGAUGGUCAAGUUCACGUCAGCUGGCUUGGAGCGACCGAGGUCAAAGGCUGGGUUCUGCAACACACUCAUACCUCCCCUGCGGACGAAAAAGCUUGGAAAAGCGUUCUGCAUGUCGACAAAGCUGGUUUCGAGACCAUUAUAGACAUUGAAGACGAAGAGCUGCUCCGAUACAUUCGAGUCAAGGCUGUUGACCAAAACGAGGUCAUGCUGGGUGUAUCACGAGAGAUUGAUAUGGGUUGGAGUGCCGGUCUGGCUAGCUCCAUACCGCAGCUCAGUACUAUCGACGUGACUCCGGUCAAGAUGGUCAUGUUGAUCUGUAUAAACGUCACUAUCGUAUUCGUCAUGUACGAGCUCUGCAGACGCCUCCACACAUGGCGUCGGUCUCGACAAUGGCGAAAAAGAAGAGGUAUUCGCCUGCUCUCUGAUGCAUAG